AUGCCUCGUUUUCAAGGCCUGAUCAGGGUUGACCUUGGCCACGUCAAUGUCAUGGAGCUUCUUCCCAGCCUGUUUGAUCCGUUGCUUGUUGGCUUUGACAUCCACAAUGAACACAAUGCAAGGGCUCCCGCCCCAACACAUCUAUAGGACAAGAUGUCUCUGCAGACGAUGGCAGUCAGGGAGGAAUGCCAGUACUCCAGCGAGAAGGACGACGGCUUUCUUCACAAUGUCAGCGCAGCUGACGGUGCAGUGCAGGAUUUGCUAAGGGAAAUUACCAAAAUGGAUCACAUCAUGGACACAUCAGAUGAUGCGGGCUGCAGUUUCUCUGAAAACCUUCAAAGUGACUUCCUUCAUGAGAUGGAGACUAAAAAAUGGGAUAGGUUGAAGCUGGAGGCUGAGCAAGACCAAGACUGGCAGAGUGAACAGAAUGAGCAAGAAAUAGACCAUGAACAUCAGGAACCCCAAGUGUCCACAUCUUUGCAGUUUUCAGAGGAAAACAUCCCUGAAUUGAGCCAAGAGAACAUGUUCUUCAAGCUAAACCACUGGAAUGUAAAGAAGGAUCUACAAGUGAAAGAACUUAGAGUUGAUCACACAGACUGGAUGGAGAAAAUUAAUAAUAUUAUACAAAAAAUCAGUGUAACAGAAAACACAGUGAAGAGCUUAUUAAAUGAGGUGAUAUUACUGGAGGGCCAAAUUGAAAGGCUGGAGUCACACCAGAACCCUGACUCUGAUCAGGGGGCAAAUAUAAAGGCUGAUGCUUGUAAUGAAGCUCAUGGAUUAAAGGAGAAACUCAUUGAGAGAAUGGAGAACUUUUGCAAGGAUAUGACUCUGGGGAAUUACCAAAUGAAAGAAAGGAAAACAGACUCUUCUAGUCCUGAAGAAAAGGGUAUUGAAGAAACACAGUCACUGCUUCCUCAGUCUCCACCACUCCCUUUAGUGGAAAACACUCCUCCCCAUGUUACAAAUGCUUGGGCCCAAACAAUGUGGGAACUACGAGAGUUAUUACGGCCUUUCUUGAAUUUAGAAGUAGAAGAUUUGUUACCCUCCUAA
Messenger RNA from Choloepus didactylus (southern two-toed sloth), 1050 nucleotides. RefSeq names its product single-pass membrane protein with coiled-coil domains 2 (gene SMCO2). Lineage: Eukaryota; Metazoa; Chordata; Mammalia; Pilosa; Megalonychidae. The record is from RefSeq and is a predicted model, not a curated record.